AUGCCGGAUACCGGGUGGCUGGCCGGUGGCACUCCUAUUCGCCACAGUGAGCGGUUUGCCUGCAUCCAGUGCCGGGUGCGUCCGGAGCACAAGAAGAAGGAAACACGUCGCAAGGACUGGCAGGACAAGGGCGGCAUUGAGGUGGCAGCGGCCAAACGGCUUACCACAGACAUCGCCCAUGCCACGUCUGUGGAUGGAGUGCUGAGCAUUCUGGAAGGCGCGAGGUUGAACAGACUAGAUGAAAUACAUUACUCCGCCAGCAUUUACAAGAUGGCCUCUCUGCGGCGGGGCCCGCCCCAGCCCCUUUCCAACUUCCGAAUGUUCAAUUGGAUCGCGGAGAAUUUUGGCAAAAUGCUGCUGACCAAGAGCGUGAGUGCCCGGACAGCUUCCAUGACGCUGUGGUCAGUUGCCACUGCGCGGGAUACUAUGCCUGAUUUGCAGGUCCUUUUGCCAGGCGCCAUUGCCUCCACCGUUGACAAGUCGCACUCUAUGAAUGAUCAGCAGGCGGUUCAAUCGCUCUGGGCUGUAGCCACGCUGUUCACCUACGUGCCCGCUGCCAGGUCGUCAUUGCAGAUGGAGCUGGUUUGUGACCAUUUGGCACGCCGCAUUGAUGCUAUCAGGGGUUCCCUUUCCAUGCAGGGGCUCGACAAUUGUCUGUGGUCCAUUGCACGUCUUCCUGCUACUUGCUUGCAGGAGAAGCUGCUGCCUGUCAUCCUUGACACCUGCCGCGAGGUGCUGUCAAACGAAGACCGAUGGAAGGCGGAUAAGAGAACGACGUACAGCGGCUGGGCAAGGUUGGCUUGGGCACUUUCAUUCCUUGGGUGCAAGGAUAUGACAAUCUUGCAGCCGGUCUCGCAGAUCUUGACACAGGCAGCACCUUCAUUGGAAGGCGGUGGCUUGUUGCCUUUGAUUGAUUUGGUCUGCGCGUAUGCUAAGCUCCGCAUUCGCGACAAGCGCUUGCUUGACUUAGUGGCAGGGCUGCCGUGGGAGUUCAAGUAUUUCAGGGACUGGGAUCUGUGCGCUUUGAUUUGGAGCUACCAGACGCUGGACCAAGCUCACAACCACGAUGAGUUCCAGGCCAAACUUGUGAGAGAGCAACGAAAGCGACAUUUGACGCAAGACCACGUGAAGUGGAGCCAGAAGGGCUAUGAGGAAUGGGAGGCGUUUGAAGACUGA
Effrenium voratum is the source of this 1176-nucleotide messenger RNA. The record is from the annotation of a GenBank genome assembly. NCBI's taxonomy places the organism in Eukaryota, Dinophyceae, Suessiales, Symbiodiniaceae.